Molecule: messenger RNA, 1076 nt
Organism: Musa acuminata AAA Group (dessert banana)
Lineage: Eukaryota; Viridiplantae; Streptophyta; Magnoliopsida; Zingiberales; Musaceae
Product: chlorophyll a-b binding protein CP26, chloroplastic
Exons: 6
Coding region: 67-906 (279 amino acids)
Biological process (GO): photosynthesis, light harvesting in photosystem I; response to light stimulus
Cellular component (GO): plastoglobule; chloroplast envelope; chloroplast thylakoid membrane
Source: RefSeq, a predicted model, not a curated record
UCCCCCACAGCAACUGCACAACCCCCAUUCCUGCUGCUGUUCUUCUCGGGCCAAGGCUGAGACACCAUGGCCUCCCUCGGCGUCUCCGAGAUCCUCGGCACACGCCUCAGCACCGCCGCCCCACCUCGCUCCCCCCCUGCGCCACCUCCCUCCGGCUCUCCAAGGAUCGUUGCGCUUUUCUCCAAGAAGUCUUCACCCAAGUCGAAGCCAGCCGCCGUUUCUCCGGUCAACGACGAGCUCGCCAAGUGGUAUGGUCCUGAGAGAAGGAUUUUCCUGCCGGAAGGUCUGUUGGACCGGUCGGAGAUCCCAGAGUACCUCACCGGAGAAGUCCCUGGAGAUUAUGGCUACGAUCCUUUUGGGCUGAGCAAGAAGCCAGAAAACUUCGCCAAAUACCAAGCUUACGAGCUCAUCCAUGCGAGGUGGGCGAUGCUCGGCGCCGCUGGCUUCAUCAUCCCGGAGGCCUUCAACAAGUUCGGUGCAAACUGCGGCCCCGAGGCGGUCUGGUUCAAGACUGGGGCACUUCUCCUUGAUGGAAACACAUUGAAUUACUUCGGUAAGAACAUUCCCAUCAAUCUUGUUGUUGCCGUCGUCGCUGAGAUCGUGCUCGUUGGAGGAGCAGAGUACUACAGAAUCAUCAAUGGACUGGAUUUGGAGGACAAGCUCCACCCCGGAGGUCCAUUUGAUCCACUGGGGCUCGCGAACGACCCAGACCAGGCCGCGUUGCUCAAGGUGAAGGAGAUCAAGAACGGACGGCUCGCCAUGUUCGCCAUGCUCGGCUUCUUCCUGCAAGCCUACGUCACCGGAGAAGGACCGGUGGAGAACCUCGCAAAGCAUCUGAGUGACCCAUUUGGGAACAACUUGCUCACUGUCAUCUCCGGGGCUGCUGAAAGAGCUCCAACCCUGUGAUUUGCCAAAUGCUUUCCUGCAAUGAUUUCCAUGCCAUGUAGACCAAUGAGAUCAAUCAGGGCACUGUAAAAUGCAUUUGAGACUCUUAGUUACUCCUAUCUAUAUGAAAACUUCCAUGCCUAUUGUACCUCUUGUUCGUUUAAUGGAGGAUACCAAGUGCUGUAACUCCA